AUGUCGUCCGCCGCCCGUCCUGCCUCGCCGCCGAACGCGACAGUCCCCUUCCAGGCCGCCCUCUCCGUUCCCCACGAGAUCAAGACGGUCAUCAAGCGCAAGAACGCAGCGGUAGCGACCACCGCCGUCGCAUUCCACUCCUCCGUCCUCCACUCGCAGCUCGUCGACGGCGUCGUCCAGCUCCGCCUGAACAAGCUCGACCCCGAUGCACCUCCUUACGACGUCCCGAGCACGACUCAGGCGCUGUGGAACGCCCUCUUCAAGUACUUUGCGCGAGGGAGGGACUCGCCCGACAAGCUCGAGGUUGAGCCCGUCCUGCCCGCCGAGGCUCUCGACCUCGCCUUGAUGGAGCUCGGCGCAACGAAGAAGUCGCCCCGAUACACCAUCUCCCGCUCCGCCAUCUUCCAGCUGUACACCUACGCCUCGGACGUUCCCGAGACUCACCACGCCCCUCGAGCGCCCUUCCCUUACCUCCCCAUCACCCCGCCCGAAGGCUCGCCCUCGACACUCACGCACCCUCUCCGCCCGCCCAAGCCCAACCCCUCCAGUCUCCUCUACAGCCGCUUCCUCCCGCACCUCACGACCGACCCGCAGUCGCCCGUCUAUUUCAAGCUCUCGACCUGCACGCUCAAGGACCUCCCGACCCUGCACAACUGGAUGAACGACCCGCGCGUCGACCAGUUCUGGAUGGAGAAGGGCUCAAUGGAGCAGCACCAGCAGUUUAUCGAGAAGAACACGCGCGACCCGCAUGUCAUCCCUGUCAUCGGAUCGUAUGUCGAGCUGCGCGAGGAGAAUGGGCAGGUCCGCCAGCAGCCGGAGGAGCAGGCCGUCUAUGCCGAGAUCUACUGGGUCAAGGAGGACCGCCUUGCGCCAAUUAUGCCCGCUGGCACCGUGCAGGACUACGACCGAGGGUUGCACAUGCUUGUCGGAUCGAACGCACACCGCGGCCCUCACCGCAUCCGCGCCUGGAUGCCCUCCCUCGCACACUACUGCUUCCUCGAUGACCCUCGCACGCAACGCGUGAUCUGCGAGCCGAACGAGAAGAACGAGAAGAUCAUCAAAUACAUGGAGUCGAUCGGCUUCAAGCGGCACGGGUCUGUGACGUUCCCGCACAAGACCUCUGCGCUCAUGAUCCUCGAGAAAGAGGACUUUUACAGCCUGUGUCCGUUCUAG
Rhodotorula toruloides NP11 is the source of this 1173-nucleotide messenger RNA. RefSeq names its product siderophore biosynthesis protein. The transcript is spliced from 8 exons. Lineage: Eukaryota; Fungi; Basidiomycota; Microbotryomycetes; Sporidiobolales; Sporidiobolaceae. The record is from RefSeq and is a predicted model, not a curated record. Gene Ontology annotation, biological process: siderophore biosynthetic process. The coding region runs from base 1 to 1173 and encodes 390 amino acids.